Messenger RNA from Eleginops maclovinus (Patagonian blennie), 1190 nucleotides. RefSeq lists its product as uncharacterized. The transcript has 6 exons. Bases 68 to 1033 code for a protein of 321 amino acids. The record is from RefSeq and is a predicted model, not a curated record. Lineage: Eukaryota; Metazoa; Chordata; Actinopteri; Perciformes; Eleginopidae. Gene Ontology annotation, biological process: response to bacterium.
AGUCUUUUGUCUUAAGAGUGGAGAGAGUAUCGAGAUCAUUUUCACUCAACUCAAAGAUUCGAACAAGAUGACGUCUCUAAAGUUGAUCUUAUAUCUGAUGUGUUUGUUCUUGGGAACAAUGGCUCAGACGACUGAUCAGAAAAUAUCCUCAAGUGUUCGCCAGGAGAAAGAUUUUAUAUCAGCUAAAGCUGGAGAGAAUGUGACCUUGAGAUGCUUUAUGAAGGUGGUCCAAAUCGACUUUACUGGUUCAAACAAACCCUGGGACAGAAACCGAGGCUCAUCUCAUCCGUCUAUGUACUCAGCUACUUACUACUGUGCAUCUGGCGGUCGAUUUGUGAUGAAUUUUUCCGAAGGCUCUACAAUCAGUGUCAAAGGUUCAGGUUUGAACAUCCCAGCUUUGGUUCAUCAGUCAGCAUCUGAGAUCAUCCAGCCUGGAGGCUCUGUGACUCUGAACUGUACACUACACACUGGCAGCUGUGAUGGAGAACACAGUGUUUACUGGUUCAAAAACUCUGAGGUUUCUUAUUUAGAACUCAUUCACACCCACACAGGCAGCAGUGAUCAAUGUGAGUGGAAACCCAACACUCAAACACACACCUGUGACUACAACCUGCCAAUGAAGAACCUGAAUCUUUCUCAUGCUGGGACCUACUACUGUGCUGUUGCCUCAUGUGGACACAUACUGUUUGGAAACAGGACCAAGCUGGACUUUGAGCCUGUUCUGUGUUUGUGGCGUUUCCUCUCUACAGAAGAGGUCAACUCUCUUGUGUAUUUCUUGAGUGGAGCUUUGACUUUCAACUCCAUUCUGGUCGUUCUACUAGCUCUCUUAGUGUAUAAGAUGAACAAGAGAAACAACUGCCAAUCAACAGAGUCUGAAGCUAGAUUGUCAACUCCCUCUACAGAAAAUGCAGAGGGUUACCGGGAUGCAGACAGCCUCCAUUAUGCUGCUAUAAGUUUCAAUGUGCCCAACAGAUCAAGACGACAGAGGAACAUCACCAACAGUGAAUGUGUGUACUCUGGUGUCAAGCUGUAGACUUACCAUGUUACAUUAGUUAGGAUAUACAACAUUUAUUAAUCAUGUUUUAAAUGUGAUAUAUAUUUAAAAGGUAGAUGUUAUGAUGUGCUUUAUAUGCUUUUUUAUGUUCAUUGUAUCUCCUCAGUAUUCAAUAAAGGCUAAAAUAUUAAAUGGA